Dioszegia hungarica is the source of this 3045-nucleotide messenger RNA. RefSeq names its product BRO1-like domain-containing protein. Gene Ontology annotation, cellular component: endosome. Lineage: Eukaryota; Fungi; Basidiomycota; Tremellomycetes; Tremellales; Bulleribasidiaceae. Bases 1 to 3045 code for a protein of 1014 amino acids. Gene Ontology annotation, biological process: protein transport to vacuole involved in ubiquitin-dependent protein catabolic process via the multivesicular body sorting pathway. Gene Ontology annotation, molecular function: protein binding. The record is from RefSeq and is a predicted model, not a curated record. The transcript has 4 exons.
AUGGCGUUCCAAUCGCCCCUCAUCUCCAUUCCCAAGAAGACAACUACCGAUGUCGAUUGGACGGGCCCUAUCCGGUCCAUCAUCGCCCAGUCCUACGGCGAGGACCCCAAGAACUACACUGAGGAGUGUGCGGUAUUACAGAGGUGUAGGCAGGAUGCAGUUCGAGGCGCAGGAAGCGAUACCACCGCUCGAGACCUGAUCUACAAGUACUUUGGCCAGCUCGAGCUCCUCGAGCUUCGCUUCGCCGAGAUCAAAGUCACCUUCCCGUGGAACGACGCCUUCACUGAAAAGCUCACUACCCAAACCUCCCUCGCUUUCGAAAAAGCCAGCAUCAUCCACCUCCUCUCCUCGGUCCUCUCCGCCCUCGCCUCGUCAUCCUCCCGUGCGGACCCCGAAGGCCUCAAGCGGGCCUACUACAAUUCGCGAGCCGCAGCGGGAAUGCUCACUUACAUCAACGAGAACUUCCUCCACGCCCCUUCGACUGAUCUCAGCCGCGAGGUCGUCCACUUUUGCUGUGGCGUGACCAUGGCACAGGCGGCGGAGAUCUUUACGGAGAAGCUGGUGGACGAGAAGAAGGCACCGGGACUGGUGGCUCGGUCAGCAAACCAGACGGCGGGGAUGUACGCGGCGCUCGUCGAGGAGAUGAAGGACUUUCAGGGGAAGGGGAUCAUGGACCGAAACUGGAUGUUCAUUGUCCAAAUCAAGGCGAAGCUCUUUGCGUCGCUGGCGCAGUACUACCGGUCUACGGCGGAUGCAGCGGCGGGGAAACAUGGGGCAGCGCUCGUACGCAUGAAGAUGGCGGAUACGGCGGCACUGGAGGCGCAGCGACAAGCGACCGGGUUCUUUUACUCGUUCGUCGCUGCUUCUACGCCCACCUUGCCGUCCGACGCCUCGACAAGUCUGCAGGAGAUCACCAAGGCGCACGCGACGUUGUGCAAGGAGGCGAAGGACCAGGCGUCACGGAACAACGACCUCAUCUACCAUGACAUCCUACCGUCCGAGGCGAGUCUACCGGCCAUCGAGAAGCUGCCGACCGCACCGGCGGUGACGAUCCAAGAGAUCUACGCCAACCCGGACGUAUCGAAACUCAUCGGGCCGGACAUCUUUGGCCGGCUUAUCCCGCUCGCGGUGCACGAGUCGGCCUCGGUAUACUCGGAAGAAAAGGCCAAGCUGGUCCGGUCCGAAGUGGAGCGGGUGGAUAUGUCUGAAGGGGAGAUCAGGGCUGGGCUGGAGCAUCUGGGUCUGCCAGGACUUGUCAGCCAGUGGAGGCGGAUAUUGGACAGUGAUGAAGGGGAAGAAGGGGAGGUGGAGCUCAGCAGCGCGGUCAGGAGACUGGCUGAGGAGGUGCAGCGGGGCGGAGCUAUCGAGCCGAUGCUGAGGGAACUUGAUGGGGAGAGGGAGAAGGCAGAGAGAGAGCUAAGAGAGCUGACGGCCAUGCUGGAUAACGAGAGCAGAGAUUGUGAGCGGAUGCGCGCGAAAUUCAACCCUCAAUUCACUCAAUCUCCCUCAGGCCCCCACACCGCCCACUUCCGCAACAACAUAAGCUCCAACCUCGGCUCCCUCCAAGCCGCGGCCUCAUCAGACUCGAACGUCCAGUCUCUGUGGAGGGAUAUCCGAGACCAAGUCGGCGCACUGUCUGGCGGGCCAUCUGCCCUUUCCCGCGUGGCCGAGGAAGUCGCCGCGGGCAAGCAGAUGAAGGCAGCCAGUAACGGCCCGAGUCUGCUCGAUCUCCAGGAGGAUAUCUCGGCGCCGUCGGGCGGUGUAGACCCAAGGGAGAUGGAGGAGCUGGGGAGGGCUAUCAGUGAUGCGUCAGACCGGCUGGACCGGUUGAGCAAGAUCAGGCGGGAGAGGGAUGAGGUAUUGAAGGAUCUCAAAGAGAAGCUGCAAAGCGACGAUGUGUCCAAUCUACUCCUCCUGAACAGAAGAGCUCAGAAUGUCGAGCCCCAGCUCUUCGCCACCGAGCUCGAAAAGUUCCGGCCGUACCAAUCCCGGAUCGCGUCUGCCGUCGCGGCGUGCCAAAGCGUCUUGCAGGAGCUAGAGAUGCUCGUACACCAAGUGGAGAAGGGCAAGGGGAUGAAGGAACGGUCACGCUCAACUCGAGACCGCACGCGCCGGCUCAGGGACUGGGAGAGGAGCCUCGAGUCUGUUGGCGAGCAGUACAGCGAGGUCAGAGCGGGUCUUGGGAAGGGUCUGGGCUUCUACGAAAGUCUCGGGGGCGUGAUUGAGGAGCUCAAGAGGGAGGUCAAGGGGUUUGUGAGCACGAGGGAGGGCGAACGAGGGCGGAUGGUGAGCGAGAUUGAAAUGAGGCAGAGGAUCUCCGGUGGUGGGUCUCCACCGCCUCUCCCGAGCUCGAGCUCCAGGGGGAUCGAGAGUCAGCUGGCGGGGAUGUCGUUAGGCGGAUCAGGGGGGUACGGCUCGGCUUCGGGCUCAGGAUCAUCCGCGUACCCCAACUCGCCGUCGGGUCCAUAUGUCCCCCCGCCACCAAAGCCGGUCUCGUCCUACGGCUCGAUGAACUCUUCGUUGCCGAAUCCACCGCCUCCUCCUUCUCAAGCUCGACCCGCAUACCCGGCCUACACUCCUCCUCCACCAUCGUCCGCUUCGUACCCCGCUCCGCCCCCUCGUCCCUCGCAACACUCGUACGACUCGUACGGCUCCUCAUCAGCGCAGCCAUCGUACGGCUAUCAGUCGCCGGCCCCAAAUCAUCCACCCCCACCACCACAACCAUCAUACCCCUCAUACACCUCUGCUCCGGCUUAUCCCGCCCCGCCCUCUCAACCCGCCCGACAGACUUCAUCAUCAUACUACCCGACUCCACCGCCCGCACACCAGUCGUACGCCCCUCCGCCUCAGCAACAGCAGCACAGCUAUCCGUCGCAUCCGCCACCGGGCCAGCCUAGCUACUCGGCGUAUCCUCCCCCUGCUCCAGUUCCGCAGGGGUAUCCGUCAGGUCCGCCGCCUCCGCACGCAGGGUAUAGCGGAUACGCUAGUCCGCCGCCGCAGCAACAGCCUAAUCAGUAUGGGCAAGGUGGGUAUGGGUACCGUUGA